AUGAAGGGUCUCGCUCUCAUCGCUGGCUUGUUGGCCGGUUCAGCAUCUGCCCACAUGCAGAUGGCCAAGCCCUAUCCCAUUCGUAGUCCUCUCAACAAGGACUCCAAGGGCCAGAAGGACUACUCCUACACCAACCCGCUGCAGACCUCUGGCAGUGACUACCCUUGCAAGGGCUACGCGAAGGAUGACUUCGAUUCCCAGGCCACCUACAAGCAGGGCCAGAAGUACACCAUGGAGCUCGAGGGCAGUGCUACUCACGACGGUGGCUCUUGCCAGCUUGCUCUGACCUACGACCAGGGUGAGACCUUCAAGGUCAUCGAGUCGAUCCUGGGAGAUUGCCCUAUUGCUAAGAAGUAUGACUUCACAAUCCCCUCAGAUGCCCCCGACGGCGAGGCACUUCUGGCCUGGACCUGGUUCAACAAAGUCGGCAAUCGCGAGAUGUACAUGAACUGUGCCUUCGUCACCGUUGGAGGUGGCUCCAAGGGCAAGCAGGUUCCUGCUCAUCAUGCAAACAAGCACACCAUUGAGCAAGCCGACCACCCUAACCACCCUAAUCAUCCCAACCACCCACCCAUGAAGGAGAUGGAUGCCCCCGUGGCCGACAAGAUGCCCCACGAGGAGAAGCACAAGGAGAUGGUCCACGAACACGCUCAGCGUGACGUGUACGGAGCCAUGAAGACUACCAGCUUCAGCAGCCUCCCCGAGCUUUUUGUUGCCAACGUUGACCAGGCCGGCAAGUGUGUCACCAUUGAGGGCGAGGCUGUGAACUUCCCCAUGCCCGGAGACAACGUGGAGGGCAAGGCUAGCGGCAAGGGCUACAAGUGCUCCAGCAAGGCUCCUUUCCUCAGCAGUGAUUCCAGCUCCUCUGAUUCCUCUAGCUCAAAGGAUAGCAGCUCGAAGGACAGCGAGUCGAAGAGCAACGACACCAAGAGCAACAACUCCAAGAGCAACAACUCCAAGAAUGAUUCCAAGAGCUCCAACUCCACCCGCAGCACUACCACUACUGAGACCACCUCUCAGUCCAUGUCCAAGAUCGCUUCUGCCUUCGGAAACCCAUCUGCUGAUCCCCGUGUUCUGGCUGGACAGUCCAGUGAGUUGAAGGCGGCCUCCACUACAAACGCUUUCUCUUCUUACGUUGCUCGCUGGACCUGUACUUCCGGCGAGAUCCUCUGUGCUCCUGAUGGAAAUAGCUGGGCCAUGUGCUCCAACAGCCAGCCUGUCUACAUGGGUCUUGUCGCUGCUGGCACUGUCUGCCGCUUUGGCGCCAUUGUUCGCGCUCAGGGCUGGUAA
Penicillium manginii is the source of this 1290-nucleotide messenger RNA. Its product is annotated as putative extracellular protein. Lineage: Eukaryota; Fungi; Ascomycota; Eurotiomycetes; Eurotiales; Aspergillaceae. The transcript has a single exon. The record is from RefSeq and is a predicted model, not a curated record. The coding region runs from base 1 to 1290 and encodes 429 amino acids.